CUGUAACGGGCGUUAACAAUUCAUCUUAAUAAUUCAGAGUGAGCCCCUCCCCUCUUACCUAUGCCUUGCCAAUCAAAGCAAAUAUUGAUUUCGCUUCCCCUGCUUUCAUCUUGAGAAACCGCGUCAAGAAAAACAGGAAGAAUGGAGAAAGAAAAACAUGGACAGGAAGAAAGACAAGAACCGAGCAACACGCUAUAUAAUGUGUUGGACACCAUAAUGAGAAUCGAGGAAAGCGGAACGUGGCGACUCCGUGUUCCAGGCGCAACUUCCGUCUUCUUUGAUAACACUAGCUCGCCUCGCUACAAUUGGUUGCUCCCUGGUUGUCUUGUUGAAGAACAAACCAUGCCGGAUGGCAAAAUUCACCUAACUUACUAUGAUCACCUUGGCAGGGUUUAUGCAAGCAAGUGUGAUUUACUUCGGGCAUGGGAGCAAGCUGGUGUGCAGAUCUUGGAUCCUAAAUUCGAUUCAUUGAACAAGAAGGAGAAAUGAUAAGGAGGUGGCCGAAAUUUUCAUAGGGUUUGAUGAAAAUCAUUUAAGUUCAACUGCAAGAGCAAAUUAUUGGUGAAAUAAUGGAUGAAAUAAAACAGCAAUUUGGUU
Linum trigynum is the source of this 597-nucleotide messenger RNA. NCBI's taxonomy places the organism in Eukaryota, Viridiplantae, Streptophyta, Magnoliopsida, Malpighiales, Linaceae. The record is from the annotation of a GenBank genome assembly.